Messenger RNA from Trachemys scripta elegans, 1068 nucleotides. Its product is annotated as cell wall adhesin EAP1-like. The record is from RefSeq and is a predicted model, not a curated record. NCBI's taxonomy places the organism in Eukaryota, Metazoa, Chordata, Testudines, Emydidae. The transcript is spliced from 8 exons. Bases 61 to 681 code for a protein of 206 amino acids.
CGGUGGAGCUGGGCACCGGGGUGUUGGAGGAAGCACUGAGGGCCCCUCGCUGCUCCCAUCAUGACAGCUGCUCUCAUGAUCCUCUUCCUUGGCUGCUGGCUGGCCGGGCAGAGCAGGGUGUCGGGAGAGGGAACCAACCUGACUCAGCCGGGAACGGCGCCGGCUCCCACCCGCCCAGGCAGCACGGGGCCAGGUACCGAGUCUGGGGGCAGGAAAUCGUCAUCAACCCUCACAAAAACAGAGGGAACUGACCCAUCUGGGAUCCAGCAGCCGGAUUCCCCCAUGACGAAACCAAAGGGAGAAGGGGCAACUAACUUGACUCAGCCAGGAAUGACGCCGUCUCCCACCCAACCAGGCAGCGCGGGGCCAGGUACCGAGUCUGGGGGCAGGAAAUCGCCAUCAACCCCCCCAGAAACAACGGGAACCGACCCAGUCCAGCCUGGAGCGGUGCCGGCUCCCACCUGCCCGGACAGCGUGAACCCAGGUGGAUCAGAAUCACCGAUGAUGGCAACGAUGUCGACAUCUCUGGAUCCGACCAGCCCCAUCGUCUUCGGGAUGAGCACAGCAGCCACUGUCCUCCUCCUCCUCCUCCUCGUGGCCUUCGUCUGCUUCAGAAAAACCCGAGCCAAUCAACAGAGUAAUGAAGAUCUACUUUCUGCAGACCAGUUUCAGCAACAGUAAACCAAAGAAAUCUCAAAAGAUCUCAGUGAUGCGGUCAUCUUCCUCAAACGAAUAUAUUCCGCCAACUUUAAAUUGGAUUGCAAGCCAAAGGAAUUGCUUCAAGAAAUAGUCAAACUUGGACUCUCCAGGGUGUUUCCUAAUAUCACAAUUGCAUUGUGUAUAUUGUCAGUUUGCCUGCAUCAGUGGCUCCAGGUGAACGCACCUUCAACGUGUUGAAGCAGGUAAAGAACUAUCACCGUUCAACUAUGGGACAAGAGCGUUUGAAUGGGCUCGCCAUGCUUAAUAUCAACUGCGACAUUGCACGAAAGAAAGAUUUUUUCCUCAAUAAUUAGUGCAUUUGCACAGAAAAAGGCUAGAAAAGCAUUUGUUAAAUAAAAAAAUAAUCAA